Molecule: messenger RNA, 1793 nt
Organism: Quercus lobata
Lineage: Eukaryota; Viridiplantae; Streptophyta; Magnoliopsida; Fagales; Fagaceae
Product: Protein phosphatase 2C family protein
Exons: 6
Coding region: 613-1713 (366 amino acids)
Biological process (GO): protein dephosphorylation
Molecular function (GO): protein serine/threonine phosphatase activity
Source: RefSeq, a predicted model, not a curated record
UGUGUUCUGUUUUUGUUUGGUGUGAAGAUGAAAGAAAAUAAGAGAAGGUUCUGGGUUUUGUUGUUGUUUUAGUUUGCCUUUUUGAUGGAUGAGAGCGUAGUUCAACUCAGCUUUGUGUGUUUUCUGUAUGAAUUUUCUUCUGGGUAUUGUUUGUCUGGUUAGAAAAUUGGGAUGGGAAAGAAAGUUUUGAUGAACUGUGCAUUCUGUUUUGUGUGGUCAGUGAUGGAUGGCAAACUCAAGAUAACCUUUUAAAAAAAAAUAAAAAAAAAUUAUCAAAGUUUUCUUUGUGAACUGUUUGGUUUUCUAGAAAGUUUAGGAAGAACAGGAGGAAAAUGAAACUUAUGAUAUUUUCUUAAUCUUUUUUGUUGUGGUUUUUCAAGAAUGAAAAAGUUUUUUCCAAAAGAGUCUGAGUUCCAAAUGGUUGAAGCUUCAAAUAUUUUUGUUUCCAAAUUUUUGUACAUUUUCACAGCAACCAAUCAGAGAAUUCUGUGUUGCUUGGAUUCUGAGGAAAUGAAGGAAAGAAAAGAAAAGAAAUGGUUUCUGAGUCUACAAAAAGGAAGCAUCACACCACGCCUCAUAUCAUUGUGUGGUGGAAAUUGAAUCGUGGAGCUGAUGGGGCACUUAUCCUCCAUGUUCAAUGGGCUGGCGAGGUCGUUUCCCUUCAAAAGAGGGAAGAACUCUGGGAUUUGUAGUGGAAGAGAUGCUGUAGAGACAAUGGUAAAGGAGGCAAAGAAGAAUGAAUUGAUUUUACGUAGUUCUGGUGUUGUAAAUGUUGAUGGUUCUAACAAUUUUGCCUCAGUUUUCUCUAAGAGAGGCAGGAAAGGAGUGAACCAGGAUUGCUGCAUUGUGUGGGAGGAAUUUGGAUGCCAAGAAGACAUGAUGUUUUGUGGGGUUUUUGAUGGGCAUGGAGCAUGGGGCCAUUUUGUGGCAAAAACAGUCAGAGAAUUGAUGCCACCAUCUUUACUAUCCAAUUGGCAGGAGACACUCGCUCAAACUUCUCUUGACCCAGAAUGUGACUUGGAAUCUGAUAAAAAGCAUCAUCAGUUCAAUAUAUGGAAGCAUUCCUACGUACAAACUUGUGCAGCCAUCGAUAAAGAACUUGAGCAGCAUCGUAAAAUCGAUUCAUUCAACAGCGGGACAACUGCCCUCUCAAUUGUCAGACAGGGUGACCUCAUUAUUGUUGCAAAUGUUGGCGACUCUCGUGCUGUAUUGGGUACCACUUCAGAUGAUGGAAGCUUGGUACCAGUUCAGCUCACUGUUGAUUUCAAGCCCAAUUUGCCUCAGGAGGCUGAGAGGAUAGUUCAGUGCAAAGGGCGAGUGUUCUGUCUAAAUGAUGAGCCAGGGGUGCACAGGGUCUGGCUGCCAGAUGAAGAAUCACCAGGACUGGCAAUGUCUAGAGCCUUUGGUGAUUACUGUGUAAAGGGCUUUGGACUAAUUUCUGUGCCAGAGGUGACACAGAGGAAUAUAACUAGCAGAGACCAAUUCGUCGUGCUUGCAACUGAUGGGGUAUGGGAUGUUAUCUCCAACGAAGAAGCUGUACAAAUUGUAUCUUCAACACCAGACAGAGCCAAGUCAGCUAAACAUCUGGUUGAGUGUGCUGCACACGCAUGGAAGCGCAAGAGGCAGGGAAUUGCAAUGGAUGAUAUUUCAGCUAUAUGUCUCUUCUUUCACUCUUCUUUGCAAGUUCAUCCUGUUACUACACAAGAAACGUAAUGUAAAUGUCAUGUUGAUUCCUCUUUGCACUUCAAUGUAAUCUUGAUUUGAGCUAAUCUAUUGGAAAGAUUUCAUGCUGA